This is a messenger RNA of Phoenix dactylifera (date palm), 1089 nucleotides long. RefSeq names its product reticulon-like protein B6. Gene Ontology annotation, biological process: response to bacterium. The record is from RefSeq and is a predicted model, not a curated record. Lineage: Eukaryota; Viridiplantae; Streptophyta; Magnoliopsida; Arecales; Arecaceae.
UUGGCACCUCUUGUUGUGAGCUUGGAAUCCCAAGUCCUUAUUAUUAAGGAUCCAACCAACCUCUCUAACCAUCCCAAGCUACGAAGCCAUGCCUCGCAUCAAGUAUGCUUCAGAUUCCGAUGAGCAGCAACCAACAUUCACCACCUCUAGAAGCCGUCUUGGCCACCACAGUUCUCUCCAUGAACUCUUAGGUGGAGGAAGAGUUGCGGACAUCUUGCUAUGGCGGAACAAACAUUUAUCGGCGGCAAUUUUGGCUGGGGCCACGUUGAUAUGGUCUCUUUUUGCGGUGGCCGAAUACCAUUUCGCCACCCUUCUGUGCCACAUCUCCAUGAUGGCCAUGCUUGUGGUCUUCAUCCGGUCUAAUAUGCCGUAUCUGUUCGAUCGGUCUCCUUUCAAGAUCCCUCAAGUAAUUUUGUCGCAACGUGACAUCAAGGAAGUUGCACUAGCCUUCCAGGGCAGACUCAAUCACUUCAUUUCCAUCUUCCAUGACAUUGCUCGCGGAAAAGACCUCAAGCAAUUCCUAUUGGCCAUGGCUUCCCUUUGGAUAUUGUCAGUGGUAGGAAGUUAUUGCAGCUUCAUCAGCCUCUUGUAUCUCUGCUUUCUGUGCAUUCAUAUCCUGGCAGCUUUAUAUGAGAGAAACGAGUACGAAGUCAAUCGUCUAGCUACCAAGGGAAGCCAAGACCUCAGGAAACUCUACAUGACGCUGGAUUCCAAGGUUCUCGGGAAGAUUCCAAGGGGCCCAGUCAAGGAGAAGAAAUUCAAAUAAAAUUAUUUUCGCUUCUUGUUGGGAAGGCAACACUUGGCUCGGGCAUAAAGUAACAUGAUGCUACCUUGUCGAAGAUCUUAUGCAUGUAAACGGGCUCCAUAUCAAUUAAUGACUGUAUUCAUAUUAAAACCAAAGAGUUUUAUCUAGUUGUUCAUCUUGAAAACUCUAUUGAAAACAGAAGGUAACCAUCCGUGUUUAGGUCUAGGCAACCUUAAUUCCCAGAUGAUAUGCAAGGGAAAAUAUACUAAAGUAAAUGUCAAAGUUUGUAAUAUGUCAACCAUUGACUCUGCAAAGACAGCUUAUUGCACUUAAUAAUGGUGUCA